AUGGAGCAGAAAGGCUUCGGAAUCCUCGAAACGAAGCUGAGGCUUCGCCCCUUGGGCAAUUUCCGCAUCUACCAUUGCCAAAAAGAUCUGAAAACGUCCCUUUUGGAGUGCGAAGAGAGCUUGGAGCCUGGCUGCGUCUCAUCAAAGCAUGACCCGCUUCUGGAUGACGUGCCACCCACGGAGGCGAAGACUUCACCUCCGCAGACACGUUCCAAGACUUGGCGCGUGGUGGGAGGUCAAAGGCACGGAGGCAUCAUCGUCCGCCGCGCCUCCAUCGGCGUGGCGAAGGAGGACUACCAGGGACGACUGAAGCACGGUGCGCUCGUGCAAGAGCUUCAAAGAACCAAAGACAGGAACAAGCAAUAUGAACGCUACAAAGCAGCCCCCGGCGAGAUGGGUUAUGCUGGGACGCUGGAGGAGUGUGAGAACCGCUCACUUGCAGAGCCCCAGAGCCCAGGCUUUGCAUUUUCCACCAGUAAUGACUGCAUAGAGCCUCGGUUGAUCGUUGAGUGGGAUGUCACCCGUGGGGGUGGUGUCAGGUGCCGACUCUGGGAGUGUGGCUCAUCCGAUGUCCCGGUGGCGAGGGCAACGGGCACCGAAGGGUCUGCUUGGCUGAGCUGUGAAGAGGGCUGA
This is a messenger RNA of Durusdinium trenchii, 633 nucleotides long. The record is from the annotation of a GenBank genome assembly. NCBI's taxonomy places the organism in Eukaryota, Dinophyceae, Suessiales, Symbiodiniaceae.